UCGACGCACGGCGGCGCGUGCUUUGUCAGAACGAUCGAUGCUAAAUGCUAGAAGCUAGCUUUUGUUUUGAUUGAGCAUCGCAGGGUUUCUUUUUAGCGCUACUAAAAAAGAGGCCGCUCUUUGAAACACUUGCACGAUGAGUGGCGGAGUGUAUGGAGGCGAUGAGGUGGGAGCUCUGGUGUUUGACAUUGGUUCGUAUUCUGUAAGAGCCGGCUAUGCGGGAGAAGAUUGUCCCAAGGCCGACUUCCCAACAGUGAUAGGUGUUACUAUUGACCGGGAUGAUGGCAGUACGCCCAUGGAGACAGAUGGCGACAAGGGCAAGCAGAGCGGCACCACCUACUACAUCGAUACCAAUCAGCUGAGGGUUCCGAGGGAGAACAUGGAGGUUAUGUCUCCCCUAAAAAAUGGCAUGAUUGAGGACUGGGACAGUUUCCAGGCCAUUUUGGAUCACACCUAUAAGAUGCAUUUCAAGUCUGAACCCAGCCUGCAUCCUGUGCUCAUGUCAGAAGCAUCGUGGAACACGCGAGCAAAACGAGAGAAGCUUACAGAGUUGAUGUUUGAGCAUUACAACAUUCCUGCCUUCUUCCUGUGUAAAUCAGCAGUACUGUCUGCCUUUGCCAAUGGACGGUCUACAGGUCUGGUGUUGGACAGCGGGGCCACACACACAACAGCAAUUCCAGUACAUGAUGGUUAUGUCCUUCAACAAGGCAUUGUAAAAUCACCUCUGGCUGGUGAUUUCAUGAGCAUGCAGUGUAGGGAACUGUUCCAAGAGUUAAACGUGGAGAUAAUCCCUCCCUAUAUGAUUGCCUCAAAGGAUGCAGUGCGGGAGGGAGCCCCAGCCUGCUGGAAGAAAAAGGAGAAACUACCUCAAGUGACUCGGUCCUGGCACAACUACAUGUGUAAUUGUGUAAUUCAGGAUUUCCAGGCAUCUGUCCUGCAGGUUUCAGACUCUCCAUACGAUGAACAAGUUGCUGCUCAGAUGCCUACGGUGCACUAUGAGCUCCCUAACGGCUACAACUGUGACUUUGGUGCAGAGAGACUGAAGAUCCCAGAAGGGCUGUUUGAUCCCUCUAAUGCUAAGGGCCUUUCCGGAAACACCAUGUUAGGAGUUGGCCAUGUGGUGACGACCAGCGUAGGAAUGUGUGACAUCGACAUUCGACCUGGUCUGUAUGGCAGUGUGGUGGUAACGGGAGGAAACACACUCAUUCAGGGCUUUACUGACCGACUGAACAGAGAACUUUCACAGAAAACUCCUCCAAGUAUGAGGCUGAAGCUGAUUGCCAACAACACUACGGUGGAACGCCGCUUCAGUGCAUGGAUAGGAGGCUCCAUCCUGGCAUCACUUGGAACUUUCCAGCAAAUGUGGAUUUCUAAACAGGAGUAUGAGGAAGGAGGAAAGCAGUGUGUGGACAGAAAGUGUCCUUAAUGUGACAUCCAGCCUCAGCUUUUCUGUUCCAUCUCCUUUACUAGGUUAACAUUGUGAGGCAUUCACCUCUGACCCAGACUCAGGAACGCUCAACUCUUAUUUUCUAUUUGUUUCUUAGAGUUGGUCACCUGUCAGGAUCUCAAAGAAAAACAUCAACUCCUCAAAGAUCUUUUUUUUUUUAGAUUAAAAACAGACUGUUGCCUUAUCUGUUACCUGUUGAUGGAAAUGAUGCAGUGAUACGUUGUUUAUAAUUACAUUUAGAGGAAAGUCAGAAACACUUGUGCAGGAUCACAGCAGGAAACUAAAAGGGUAAGACCAUAAGUGAUAAAAGGAUUUUAAUCUGGAGGAAGCAUCAUAUAACUUGAUGUGAAUGUCUUCUGUUUAUUUUGUACAAUUGGUAAAUUUGAGAGCAUUUGCCCCUGGUUAGUCAUAUUUCAACUAAGAUCUGUAUUUAAUUCAUUUUUUACUUGUCAUUGGCUUCAUAUGAUCUUUGAAAAAUAAAGUCAUUUUUGUUAUGGUUACAUGUA
This is a messenger RNA of Cyprinodon variegatus (sheepshead minnow), 1953 nucleotides long. RefSeq names its product actin like 6A (gene actl6a). Gene Ontology annotation, molecular function: chromatin binding. The record is from RefSeq and is a predicted model, not a curated record. Lineage: Eukaryota; Metazoa; Chordata; Actinopteri; Cyprinodontiformes; Cyprinodontidae. Gene Ontology annotation, biological process: regulation of transcription by RNA polymerase II; nervous system development. Gene Ontology annotation, cellular component: SWI/SNF complex; NuA4 histone acetyltransferase complex. Bases 137 to 1426 code for a protein of 429 amino acids. The transcript has 14 exons.